CCAAUAUUGGGGAGCCUGCCCUGGAUUUCUACCCCCACCCCCACUCCCUGGGGCCUGGCCACUCAAAAUCUAUUUGGACACCCCCCCAUGUGUGGUAAAUGUGGAGACUUGGUGCUGGAAGAUCCGGGUGCUGCCAUAUCCCUGCUCCCCAGCUGCCUGCCCACCAACAGGAAGUGGAGAUUCAGUGGCUGAUUCCCCCCAGCUGCUCCAUCUGUGCAGCCUCUGCUGGGUGCUGCAGAACAUCCAUGUCUUCCCCCGGCCUGCAGAGCCAGGGACAGGAAGUGGCUGUGGCAGAGCUGGUGAGCUUCGAGGAGGUGGCUGUGUAUUUCUCUGAGGAGGAAUGGGCUCUGCUGGACCUGGGUCAGAGAGCCCUCUACUGGGAUGCGAUGCAGGAGAAUUACGAGGCUGUAAGCUGGCUGGGCUGCAGAAUACCUAUGUCUGUCCCCAGCUCAGCCCCCGGCUUGCAGAGCCAGGGACAGGAAAUGGCCAUGGCAGAGCCGGUGAGCUUCGAGGAGGUGGCUGUGUAUUUCUCUGAGGAGGAAUGGACUCUGCUGGACCUGGGCCAGAGAGCCCUCUACUGGGAUGUGAUGCAGGAGAAUUAUGAGGCUGUGAGCUGGCUGGGAUUUCCAGUCUUCGAAGCUCACGUGAUCUCCUGGAAGGAGCAAGGGGAGGAGUUGUGGGUCCCAGAUCUCCAGGGCUGUGAGGAAGGAGGGAUCAUCACAGGUGAGCAGUCAGCUAAACCGACUCACAAACAAAUUUCUGUCCCCUAAUAGCGGGUGUCACUUGUGUAUGUUUAUCAAGUCUCACUGACCUUUCAUCCUGUCUUCAACUCCAAUAUGAGGGUGCUGGGUGGGCAAAAGGGCUAUGAGGAAGAAGGGUGAACUGGGCUUUUGAUUAUUCAACGUUUCCAACCAUUCUUUGGGUGUGCCACCCAUUUUCUAUUCCCCAUUGAUAAUUUUUCUUUCAGAUUAGCACAGGGAAAUCCUGUUCAGAUUCUCUCUG
Molecule: messenger RNA, 1002 nt
Organism: Pelodiscus sinensis (Chinese soft-shelled turtle)
Lineage: Eukaryota; Metazoa; Chordata; Testudines; Trionychidae
Source: RefSeq, a predicted model, not a curated record